UUAGAUAGUGCCAUACAUACAUAUUAAUUAGAACCAAUGGCUCAACUUUAUCCACUUUCCACCAAGGGAAAAUUAAUCUUUUUCUACAAUGUUACAUCCUUUACCUUGUGGUUAUGCUGUUUAGGUAGAUUACUUAUCUUACUUCCCCUUGUUGGUAGAUCAUUCGUCCCAGGUGGGAUUGCUGAUUUCUUUCAUGUGGUUUCAUUAUUACCAAUCAUAAGUCUUCUAAUCAUACCUACAUGGUCCCGUGAGCGGUUAUGGAGUGUUUUAAAUUGUCUUAGGAUGGCUUGGAUAUGUUAUGGUGUUAUCUUUCCAUAUCCAAGAAUUGCAAAACAUACUUCAUACUCAUUUUUAAUAAUUUCAUGGUGUAUUACGAACAUUAUUAACUCUGGAUACUAUAGUUUCAGGGUUAAAACCCGUACAUCCCCACAAUGGCUUUUUUGGCUCAAACAUCAUAUUUUCUUCAUAACUUUCCCAAUGUCAUUAGUUUCUGAAAUGAUUCUUAUAUUCUUAAGUUUGGGGUUCGUUGACGAUGAUCUGAUAUACGAAUUAAUUUUAAAGGGAGCUUUCUUAUUAUACAUCCCUGUGGCGUAUUUCUAUUGGGGACACUUAAAAUCUACUAGGGUUAUAAAAUACAAACAAGUUAUUGCUAAAAGAGUACAAGGAAGAACUGCUUCAACUAACAUAUAAAUAAAUAUCACGAAUAUAUAGAUAUAUAGAUAUUUUGGU
Messenger RNA from [Candida] anglica, 729 nucleotides. NCBI's taxonomy places the organism in Eukaryota, Fungi, Ascomycota, Pichiomycetes, Serinales, Debaryomycetaceae. The record is from the annotation of a GenBank genome assembly.